CCCUCCUCCAACGAGCUCAGACCGUUUCUGUCCGCCGCACUGCGCUUACCUCGCCUGCCUUACGCUCGUUCAACGCAGGGUCCAGCUUUUCGUCGCACUCCAUAGACGCACCUACGACUUCGGAGAACCGCCGACCGGAACAGCGCACAGCAUCACGGAGCCCGCCGCCAUACCCGGUCACUCGAGGAGCUCCUACUUCGAAGCGUUGAAGCUCUAACCUUUCGGGCUAUCCCGACACCUGUAUACUUGGCUGAACCAAAGUCGAGUCAGAAUGCGGUACCGAUCUACCAGGGGAAAGUCCUCCGGCCUGACGUUCGAGGAAGCUGUUUUUGAGGGUCUCGCCGUCGACGGAGGCCUAUACAUUCCGCAUUCCAUACCACAAAUCCCGGUUGAAGAGAUCCUGGGGUGGUCGCCUCUCACGUUCUCUGAGAUUGCUGUCAAAAUCUUCCGAAAUUUCAUUGGCGACGAUGAGAUUCCGGAUGCCGAUUUGACGGACAUUGUUGCUCGUUCCUUUGCCACUUUCUCUACGCCAGAGGUCACGCCGCUCAAAAAGUUGCCAACCCUCGGAGCCGACAACCUCUACAUACUCGAACUCUUCCACGGCCCGACAUUCGCUUUCAAGGAUAUCGCGCUGCAGUUUUUGGGAAACCUGUUUGAGUACUUUCUGGAGAGGCGGAACAAGCAAGGGAAGAGCGGAUCUCGCGCAGCCAUCACGGUGCUGGGUGCGACCAGUGGGGAUACAGGAGGAGCUGCCAUCUACGGUCUGCGUGGCAAGAAGAACGUCGAUGUCUUUAUCUUGCAUCCGAAGGGUCGCAUCUCGCCCGUACAAGAACAGCAGAUGACGAGCGUGCUGGAUGAAAAUGUGCACAACAUCGCUCUGGAAGGCACAUUUGACGAUUGCCAGGACACCGUGAAAGCGGCUUUCUCGGAUGAACCUUUCCGCCGCCGCUUCCAGCUUGCCGCCGUCAACUCUAUCAACUGGGCACGCAUUCUCGCUCAGACGUCAUACUACUUCUACUCCUACCUGACAUUGCUGAAACAGGUUGGUGCGGGAAGUGCGUCAGCCGGAUCCCUCCCGACAAUCCAGUACAGCGUUCCCACCGGCAACUUUGGAGACGUCCUGGCCGGAUACUACGCUGUCAGGAUGGGACUUCCCAUCGCCCAGCUCAUCGUCGCUACCAACGAAAACGACAUCUUGCACCGAUUCUUCCAAUCGGGCAAGUACGAGAAGCGACACACCGCCAACGGCCACGAAGAGGUCAAACAGACCUUGUCGCCCGCAAUGGAUAUCCUCGUCAGCUCAAACUUCGAGCGUCUCAUCUGGUACCUUGCGAAAGGCGACGGGCGCAGCGGACAGGCGAGUGCGAACGAGGAGGAGGAAGAGAAGAAGGCGCAGAAGUCGAGCGAAACAGUGACGCGAUGGGUGACGGAUCUGAAGGAGAAGGGCGGGUUCGAAGUGCCUAGCGACCUGCUGGCUCGCGCGAGGGAGCUGUUCACCUCCUUCUGCACAUCCGACGAACUCACGUCGGACGCUAUCCACCGCUACUACCAUCACCAGUACGCGAAAGGCGCAACCACCGACCCCGGAACGUCGCCCUACGUUCUGGACCCGCACACCGCCGUCGGUGUCGUGGCAGCCGAACACUUUGCCGCAUCUGCCACCUACACCGCCUGUCUCUCGACCGCCAGUCCCGGAAAGUUCCCCGAAGCCAUCCUCGCCGCCAUCAACGAGCGGCCGCUGCCGGAGACGUCCAAGCAGAACGGGUUUAAGCCCGUGACAUAUGCGGACAUUGCGCCGGCGGGACUCGUGGCUUUGCAGGGGUUGCCGACGAGGUGUUUGGAUAUCCCGACGGAGGGUGGGAAUAAGGCUGUUGCGCUGAAGAGAGUCAGGCAGGCGAUUGAUAACAUCUGUGGAGGGAAGUUCCCUGCCUAAGCAUAGGGUCCCGCUUAGAGUAUCGUCCUGUGACAAUGCACAUUAUGUACUUCAAUAGAGAUUUAUUGCUAGUAGCAAAGAUGCCAGAGAGCUU
Messenger RNA from Fimicolochytrium jonesii, 2027 nucleotides. RefSeq names its product tryptophan synthase beta subunit-like PLP-dependent enzyme. Gene Ontology annotation, molecular function: threonine synthase activity. Gene Ontology annotation, biological process: L-threonine biosynthetic process. The record is from RefSeq and is a predicted model, not a curated record. NCBI's taxonomy places the organism in Eukaryota, Fungi, Chytridiomycota, Chytridiomycetes, Spizellomycetales, Powellomycetaceae. The transcript has a single exon. The coding region runs from base 272 to 1933 and encodes 553 amino acids.